AUGGCGGCCCUUUACCCCAGCAACUCCAGGACCAGCCAUGGGCUUGGAAACCAGGAGCCCAGAGGUUCACAGCUGAGGCUUAUCUUAGUGGGUAAGACUGGGGCAGGAAAAAGUGCAACAGGAAACAGCAUCCUCGGAAAGAAAAUAUUUCCUUCUGGCUUUUCUGCAGUAUCCAUCACCAGGUCCUGUACGAAAGGAUACAGCACCUGGAACGGGAGGGAAAUCCUCGUUGUGGAUACGCCAGGCAUCUUUGACACAGAGCUACAGGAUGCUGACACUUGCAAGGAGAUUGCUCGCUGCAUGGCCCUGACCUCCCCAGGGCCUCAUGCUCUCCUCUUUGUCACCCCACUGGGCCGGUACACGCUGGAAGACCGCAGAGCCACGGAAAAGAUCCUGAAAAUGUUUGGAGAGAGAGCUAGGAGACACAUGAUUCUCUUAUUCACCCGGAAAGAUGACUUGGAAGGCACUGAUUUCCGUGAUUGCUUAAAGGAAGCUCCAAAAGCCAUUCAAGAGCUGAUGGACAAGUUCGGAGAUCGCUACUGUGUGUUCAACAACAGGGCGACGGGAGCCGAGCAGGAGAACCAGAGGCAGCAGCUGCUGGUCCUGGUUCAGCGCGUGGUCGCAGAGUGCAAAGGCAGUUGCUUCACGAAUAACAUGUAUCAAAAGGCCGAGGAGGAGAUACAGAAACAAAUCCAAGUGAUACAAGAAAAUUACAGAGCAGAGCUAGAGACACAGAAAGCGCAGAUAAGACAGGAGUAUGAAGAGAAAAUCAGAAUGCUGGAGGAUGAACUAGAGCUGCAAAAGCAAGUGAUGCAAAUGAGGAGGGAAUUGGCAGAAAGGGAGGCUCUCUGUGCUACAAGGCAGCAAAAUGCCAGAGACGUAGUUGAGAAUCAGAGCGGGAUAGUUGAAUUCAUCUUAGGCCUGUUGAAGAUUGUUUCUUUUGUUUUCUCUCUGUUUGAGGAUUAA
Molecule: messenger RNA, 966 nt
Organism: Lipotes vexillifer (Yangtze River dolphin)
Lineage: Eukaryota; Metazoa; Chordata; Mammalia; Artiodactyla; Lipotidae
Gene: GIMAP4
Product: GTPase, IMAP family member 4
Exons: 2
Coding region: 1-966 (321 amino acids)
Cellular component (GO): cytosol
Molecular function (GO): GTP binding
Source: RefSeq, a predicted model, not a curated record